UGUCACUUCCUGCCUGGCUCCUCCCUUGAAGUAAUGGGGGGCCCUGGUCAAGCUCUGCAGUUUGAUCCGCCGUUAAACACCAGCAGCAGCGCUGCAGCGUUGGUGGCCCCUUCUGGGGUCUGCACCUUUCCUGCUCUGCAAGCCUUCGGCCUGGGCAUAGUGAUCCCUGUUUGGCUUCGCUCAUAGAAUAAGUGGACCUGCUCCUUCUGAACGUGGCCUCAGAAGGCAAUUCCCAGAAGCAGAGAAGGGAUGAGGACCCCAUGAAAGGCCAAGAGAUCAAAUAUGGAACAGCAAGACCCAGCUACUCCUGAAGCAGGGCUUGGCCCUGAUGCCAUCAAGACUGAGACCCAUGCGGAGGAAUUCCUGGGGGAAAAUGUGCAGAAGAUCUUGGGGGAGAAUCCCCUCAGCUCAGAUGUGCAGCGCCAGCAGUUCCGGCGUUUCCGUUACCAGGAGGCUGAGGGGCCCCGAGAGGCUUGCAGCCGACUCCACCUUCUUUGCCGUGAGUGGCUGAAGCCAGAGCGGCAUGCAAAGAACCAGAUCGUGGACAAGGUGAUCCUGGAGCAGUUCCUGGCUGUCCUGCCCCCAGAGAUGGAGAGCUGGGUGAGGGAAUGUGGGGCUGAGACGAGUUCCCAGGCAGUGGCCCUGGCAGAAGGUUUCCUCCUGAGCCGGGCAGAGGACGAGAAGCAGGCAGAGCAGCAGGAAAAGGGUCUCUAUGCAGAAAUAGGAACGGAUUUCCCUGAGGCAGAGAGGACUCCAUCGGACCACAGCCACAGGCUUCUGGGUGAUGGAAUCAUAUCAGCAAGACCUAGUAAACCAUUUCCCCUUUCUGGUGGAGGAGAAGCUCUUGCUAUCGCCCCAGAUCAGGAUCCAGUGUCUUUGGAGGAUGUGGCUGUGAAUUUCACAGAAGAGGAGUGGGCUUUGCUGAAUCCUGACCAGAGAGCUCUACAUAGCGAAGUCAUGGGGGGGAUUUGUGGGACUCUGUCCUAUCUUGAAGGUGAUGAAUGGAAAGCCAAGAGGAAGGGAGAACUAUGUGGGCAAGAGAGACGGGAAAGAGACAGAUCUGAAAAGAGGGAAGAGCAGAGAAGGAAACCUGAAGCAGAAGAGAAAAGGAGGGAUAAACCUUGCACUUCUCAGGGCAGUGGCUACCAUAAAACUGCCAUCCGAGAAAAAACAGAUCAAGGAAGAAAAAGAAAUAAAUAUUUUGGUUGUUGGAAAAGUCUGAAUUCUAAAAGAAAAUGUAAAGCCCACUACAAAAACCAAAAAAAGGAGAAACCAUAUCAAUGUUUGGAAUGUGAAAGGAGGUUUAGCUGCAAGGCAAGUCUCAUUUUGCAUCAAAGAAUUCACACUGGGGAGAAACCAUAUAAGUGCCUAGAAUGUGGAAAGAGCUUCAGAUGGAAAACCCAACUCACUUCCCAUCAAAGUAUUCACACCGGAGAGAAACCAUAUAAAUGCUUGGAAUGCGGAGAGAGCUUCAGCUGGAAUCACCAAUUCAAUUCCCAUCAAAGUAUUCACACCGGGGAGAAACCAUUUAAGUGCUUAGAAUGUGGAAAGAGCUUCAGAUGGAAAUAUCAGCUCACUUCCCAUCAACGUAUUCACACUGGGGAGGAAGCAUAUAAGUGCUUAGAAUGUGGAGAGAGCUUCGGUCAGAAGAGAAAUCUGACUUGCCAUCAAAGAAUUCACACUGGAGAAGAACCAUAUAAGUGCUUAGAAUGUGGAAAGAGCUUCAUUUGGAAACAGCAACUCACUGCCCAUCAAAGUAAUCACACUGGGGAGGAACAGUAUAAAUGCUUGGAAUGUGGAAAGAGCUUCAGUUGGAAAAAUCUACUCACUUCCCAUAAAAGUAUUCACACUGGAGGGGAACCAUAUAAGUGCUUGGAAUGUGGAAAGGGCUUCCGUCAGAAGAGACAUCUGACUUGCCAUCAAAGAAUUCACACCGGAGAGAAACCAUAUAAGUGCUUAGAAUGUGGAAAGAGCUUCUCCUGGAAACAUCAACUCACUGCCCACCGAAGAAUUCACACCAGGGAGAAACCAUAUAAAUGCUUAGAAUGUGGAAAGAGCUUCAGCAGGAAAGAACCACUCAAUGACCAUCAAAGAAUUCACACUGGGGAGAAACCAUAUAAAUGCUUAGAAUGUGGAAAGAGCUUCCGUCAGAAGAUAAAUCUGACUUCCCAUCAAAGAAUUCACACUGGGGAGAAGCCAUAUAAGUGCUUAGAAUGUGGAAAGAGCUUCAGUAGGAAAGACCAACUCACUGCCCAUCAAAGUAAACACACUGGGGAGAAACCAUAUAAAUGCUUGGAAUGUGGAAAGAGCUUCAGCUGGAAACAGAGUCUCACUGCCCAUCAAAGUAUUCACACUGGGGAGAAGCCAUAUGAAUGCCUGGAAUGUGGAAAGGGCUUCAGCAGCAAAGAAGCACUCACUUCCCAUCAAAGUAUUCACACUGGGGAGAAACCAUAUAAGUGUUUAGAAUGUGGAAAGAACUUCCGUCAGAAGACAAAUCUGACUUCCCAUCAAAGUAUUCACACUGGGGAGAAACCACAUAAGUGUUUAGAAUGUGAAAAGAGUUUCCGUCAGAAGACAAAUCUGACUUCCCAUCAAAGAAUUCACACUGGAGAAGGACCAUAUAAGUGCUUAGAAUGUGGAAAGAACUUCGGUUGGAAACACCACCUCACUGCCCAUCAGAGUAUUCUCUGUGGGCAGAAGCUGUAUAAAUGCUUGGAAUGUGGAAAGAGCUUCACUAGAAAUUCCUCUCUCACUUUGCAUCAAAGAAUUCACACAAGGGAGAAACCGCAGACUGGGGCGAAACCAUAUAAAUGCCUGGAAGAUGGAAAGAGGUUCAGUACAAAUUCCUUUCUCACUGCUCAUCAAAGAAUAACCAAGAGAUCAAAUAUGGAACAGCAAGACCCAGCUACUCCUGAAGCAGGGCUUGGCCCUGAUGCCAUCAAGACUGAGACCCAUGGGGAGGAAUUCUUGGGGGGAAAUGUGCAGAAGAUCUUUGGGGAGAACCCUCUCAGCUCAGAUGUGCAGCGCCAGCAGUUCCGGCAUUUCCGCUACCAGGAGGCUGAGGGGCCCCGAGAGGCUUGCAGCCGACUCCACCUUCUUUGCCGUGAGUGGCUGAAGCCAGAGCGACGCUCAAAGAACCAGAUCCUGGACCUGGUGAUCCUGGAGCAGUUCCUGGCUGUGCUGCCCCCAGAGAUGGAGAGCUGGGUGAGGGAGUGUGGAGCAGAGAUGAGUUCCCAGGCGGUAGCCCUGGCAGAAGGUUUCCUCCUGAGCCUGGCAGAGGACGAGAAGCAGGAAGAACGGCAGGAAAAGGGUCUCUAUGCAGAAAUAGGAACUGAUUUCCCUGAGGCAGAGAGGACUCCAUCGGACAUCAGGCAAAGGCUUCUGGGUGAUGGAAUGAUGUCAGCAAGACCUACUAAAGCAUCUCCCCUUUCUGGUGGAGGAGGAGCUGUUGCUAUUGCCCCAGAUCAGGAUCCAGUGUCUUUGGAGGAUGUCGCUGUGCAGUUCACGGAAGAGGAGUGGGCUUUGCUGAAUCCUGACCAGAGAGCUCUGCAUAGCGAAGUCAUGGAGAAGAUUCGUUCGACUCUGUCCUGUCUUGAAGAUGAUGAGUGGAAAGCCAAGAGGAAUGAAGAACUAUGUGGGAAGGAGAGACGGGAAAGAGACAGAUCUGAAAACAGGGAAGAGCAGAGAAGGAAACCUGAAGCAGAAGAGAAAAGGAGGAAUAAAUCUUGCACUUCUCAGGGCAGUGGCUACGAUAAAACUUCCAUUCAAGAAAAAACAGCUGAAAGAAGCAAAAGAAGUAAAUAUUUUGGUUAUUGGAAAAGUCUCAAUUUUAGAAGAAAACGCAAAGCCCAUGGCAAAAACCAGAAAGGGGACAAACCACAUAAAUGCCUUGAAUGUGGAAAGAACUUUAGUAGUACUUCCUCUCUCACUUCACAUCAAAGAAUUCACACUGGGGAGAAACCAUAUAACUGCUUAGAAUGUGGAAAGAGCUUCAGAUAUAAGGAAAAUCUAAGAGUCCAUCAAAGAAUUCACACUCGGGAGAAUCCAUAUAAGUGCUUAGAAUGUGGAAAGAGCUUCAGCACGAAACAAUCACUCACUUCCCAUCAAAGAAUUCACACUGGGGAGAAACCAUAUAAGUGCUUAGAAUGUGGAAAAAGCUUGAGCAACAAAACCAUUCUCACUUCCCAUCAAAGAAUUCACACUGGGGAGAAACCAUAUAAGUGCUUAGAAUGUGGAAAAAGCUUCAGAUGUAAGGAAACCCUUGCUGCCCAUCAGAGAAUUCACACUGGGGAGAAACCAUAUAAGUGCUUAGAAUGUGGAAAGAGCUUCAGAUAUAAGGAAAAUCUUAUUGUCCAUCAAAGAAUUCACACUCGGGAGAAUCCAUAUAAGUGCUUAGAAUGUGGAAAGAGCUUCAGCCGGAAAUUCGAACUCACUUCCCAUAGAAGUAUUCACACCGGGGAGAAACCAUAUAAGUGCUUAGAAUGUGGAAAGAGCUUCACCUGGAAAUACCAAUUCACUUCCCAUCAAAGAAUUCACACUGGCGAGAAACCAUAUAAGUGCUUAGAAUGUGGAAAGAGCUUCAGCAUGAAACGAUCACUCACUUCCCAUCAAAGAAUUCACUCUGGGGAGAAACCAUACAAGUGCUUGGAAUGUGGAAAGAGCUUCAGGAGCAAAACCAAACUCACUUCCCAUCAAAGAAUUCACUCUGGGGAGAAACCAUAUAAGUGUUUAGAAUGUGGAAAGUGCUUCAGCAUGAAACAACAACUCACUUCCCAUCAAAGAAUUCACUCCAGGGAGAAACCAUAUAAAUGCUUAGAAUGUGGAAAGAGCUUCAGGUGGAAAAAUCAACUCACUUCGCAUCAAAGAAUUCACACUGGGGAGAAACCAUAUAAACGCUUAGAAUGUGGAAAGAGCUUCAGCACGAAAAAAUCACUCACUUCCCAUCAAAUAACUCACACUGGGGAGAAACCAUAUAAGUGCUUAGAAUGUGGAAAGAGCUUCAGCACGAAAACCCAACUCACUUCUCAUCAAAGAAGUCACACCGGGGAGAAACCAUAUAAGUGCUUAGAUUGUGGAAAGAGCUGCAGAUAUAAGGAAAAUCUUAUUGUCCAUCAAAGAAUUCACACUGGGGAGAAACCAUAUAAGUGCUUAGAAUGUGGAAAGAGCUUCAGUUGGAAAGACCAACUCACUUCCCAUCGAAGUAUUCACACCGGGGAGAAACCAUAUAAGUGCUUAGAAUGUGGAAAGAGUUUCAGCAUGAAAUCCCAACUCACUUACCAUCAAAGAAUUCAUACCGGCGAGAAACCAUAUAAGUGCUUAGAAUGUGGAAAGAGCUUCAGAAUGAAACAACCACUCACUUCCCAUCAAAGAAUUCACACCGGGGAGAAACCAUAUACCUGCUUAGAAUGUGGAAAGAGCUUCAGGUGGAAUAACCAACUCACGUCCCAUCGAAGAAUUCACACUGGGCAGAAAUCAUAGAACUGCUUGGAAUGUGUAAAGAGCUUCAGGAGUAGCACAAGUCUCUAUUCUUAUGAAAAAAUUCAGAAAGGGGGAUAACCAUGUUAUGAGGGGUUGCCAGCCUGUUGCCUGUGGGUAUUUUGGAGCCUGUGGUGACCUUCAGUAGCGUUCCCCAAUGCCCCUGCACUCUGGGAUAUUUGUGAAGAGAUCCUGGCCUUCCUCUGUGUGAUCCUGACCCUCAUACUCUUUUCACACAACACUGCCCUCACCCAGACCCAUCCGCCCUUUCUUUUUAGAGUGAAUUCAUAUAUUCCCAAUCGAUGUCCUCUAAGCAUAAAAUUGGGUGCAACCGUCAUAUUAUUUUUACCACCGUUUUGUGCAAAUCUGGUAUAGUGGGAAAACGUAUUUUUUAAAAAAAAAUAUUCAUGCCUACAAUGGACUUCACGUUUCUAGAGCUUAUGGUGGUCAGGGACGAAGUACUAAUCAAGGGGAGAGAACAACACUUAGUGUGAAUACAUCCCAUGAAGCACAACCAACUAAUGUGGAGGGGAAAGAUAUUUUGGAGACCUAAGUCCCUGGGCCUCCAACAGAUAGGAAAAAGGGUCUGCUUCUAGGAGGACCAGGACUAGCAGGUGGCCCAGACACUUAGCUUUUUCCCCAAAAUUUAAAAAGUUUGUAUGUGGUCUAAAAAAAGAGAUAUAGAUCUGGGAGAUGAGCUAGCCUGCUACUGAAAGUCCCCGUCCCUCCAGGUUUUUAACUAAUGAGUAAAGUCACUCCAGAGAGAGAGAGAGAGAGAGAGACCAGGCUGGAUCUUGGGAGGGGGCCACACUGCUGAACAGCUGCUGCUGCUGCCCUGGUUACACACACACUUUCUCCUCCUUUGCCCCUCACUCUUCUGUUUUAAACUCCAACCAGCAUGUUAACGGGAGAAAGGCUUGCCUCCAGCACGGCAAAAACACAUUAAUUAGAAAUGCUGUACAGUUUGAAGACGAACCAUGAGGGCUUCGCUGGUGGAGCUCUCUGUCGUUUCUUUUUCCACGGUGAACUGGGUGGGAGGGGAAAUUGGCGGGAACUAGCGCUGGGGAGAACCAUGUAAUGUGGAAAGAACUUCAGUACAGAUUCCUUUCUCACUGCCCAUAAAAGAAUUUACGCUGGUAAGAAGUUAUAUGAAUGUUUGGAAUGUGGAAAGGGCUUUAGCUGCAAAAGUAAACUUGUGUCCCAUCAAAGAAUUCACACCACAGAGAAACCAUAUAAAUGCUUGGAAUGUGGAAAGGAUGUGGAUGGGAACGUUGGGGGCCCAGUCUUAUGUAUGGCAUAGUGGGCCCAGGAAAUCCUCCUCCUGAGCUGCUGCUCCCAUCAUUCAUCACAGAUGUGGUGCAGACCAGCACCUUGAUGCUCGUGGACCACAGUUUGGGAAUCUCUGUUCUGGAAGAUGAGUUCUCCCAAUAAGAUAUUUUGGUGUAUUGCUGCAAAAUGUAUGCUAUGUAAAUACUGGCAUUUAGUUAAUGCUAUCUGUGUAUGUCAGGAUCCAGUAGUUAAAGGCUUUUGCAAAGCAGCAACUGGAAGAUGAGGCAAUCCAUUCUGAUUUAGGUAGUUACAGGAGUAGAGCUAUCACUAGGGGAAACUUGAAAUGUGGGAAAUGUUCGUGCUGCCAGUCCACAAGCAUCACAAGUACUGCUCAAGUUUCCUUUAAUUCCAGCCCAGUCUGUGCAAACGUUUUUCCCCACUGGAGUUUCCUGAGCUUUGCUGUGGCCUGACAAUUGCCUGUCACUUCACUGCUGUGGCUUUGCUACCAAACCAUUUCCUUAUAGCUUCCUUAUAUCUUUCCCUAAUGAAUUCUGGCGACUAAUUUGGUGAGGUGCUGAGAAAACUCCUUUUGCGAUCCCAGAAGCUUUGAGGAAAGGUCUGUCAGUUAAAGUGGAAUAGAUCCAGAAUAGCGCUGCUGUGUGGAUAGGCUGUAUCAUCUGUGAAGGGGGCUUAGUGUGACUAUUAUGAAGGGACCUGGCACUUCUCAGAUUGCCACUCCACUGCUGCCCCCAACCCUGCCAACUCAGCUGCCAGCCCACCACCCCAGAGAGAGUGAGAGUGGGGCAGGACUCAAUCUCUGGGCAAGGGACCCUUCUGGGCUCCUCCUGCAUGUGACUGGCCUGCCUUGCAACUCUCGAGUGAGGGGGGCAGCAGCAGCCAUGCAGCUUAGUCCACUCAGCUCCUGGGGGUUGUCAGACCCCGAAGGGAUUCCUCCUCUUGCUGCUGAAUAAGUGGGGCAGUAGCAGCAGAAGGAAUCUUGGAGCACCCAGAGCCCCAGGAGUUGCAAAGUGAGGAAGAAGGUGCUGGAGAGGCCAGGCCCUGGCAGGUGGUGCUCUGAAGGGCCUCUCUGAGCCUGACCUUGCCAUCUUAGCUGCUAACUCAAUGCUCCAGAGAGGGUGAGAGUGGUCCCACCAGAGCUGCUUACAUAUGUGCUGCUUCCUGCAUCCCAGAAAUUGCAUGUUGGGUAAUGUGUGCGUGUGCACAUGAGUUGAGUGAGCUCAUGGGGUUAAGACGUGUCUAUUGGGAACCUGUGUGUGUGAACUUGCCACCCACAUGUCCCAUUAAACACACCUUCAGAGCAGGGGGGUCUUUUCCUAGGGAUAAAACAAACACUUUGCCCUGAAAUGUGCCUAAACAGUAUGUGUAUAACCCAAAAAAUUGCAGAUCUGAGAGGUAGAGGUUAGGCUGAGAGUUGGUUCAGUCAAACUGCACACGUUUGUUUAGCUGCUCUAUCUUUUUAAUGUUAUUUUAAUGUUUACAUGUUAUUUGAUAAUUACAUGAUGAUGGAUUUUGAUCUAUGUAUAACCAUUGUAAAACACUUUGUGAGGGCAGAAACUCUGAAAGGCAGGCUAAACAUCUGUUAAAUAAAUGCAUCUUCAAUCAAGACUGGAUACAAAAUAACUUCAUAUUGGCAAGCGGCAGUUCUUGUCAAUAGAUUGCUGGGAGGUGAGGGCGGAUGGGAACGUAGGGGCCAAUUCAUAUACAGAGUACCGGGCCAGGAAAUCCUCUACCUCCCCUCGAGCUGCUGCUCCCAUCGUUCUUCACAGAUACGCCGCAGACCAGCAGCAUGAAGCUUGCGGACCAGUUGUAGUCCACAGACCACAGUUUGGGAAUCUCUAUUCUAGAGGGAAAGAACUGCAUCUACCAUUACCAGUUUAAACUCUGUAAAUCCAAACACUCAUUGAGAAGUUUGAAUUACCUCCUAAGUAUAACAUCUGCUUGUAAUUCAUAAUUUUAUCAUGAUGAAUCAUCUGUAAAAAUAUUCUCAAAUUCAUUAUAUAUGUCAGUCUUUGGGAAGUUGAGAUUAUGUGUGUAGUGUAGUGUAGUGGUUAAGGUGUUGGACUACAACCUGGGAGACCAGGGUUUGAAUCCCCACACAGCCAUGAAGCUCACUGGGUGACCUUGGGCCAGUCACUGCCUCUCAGCCUCACAGGAAGGCAGUGGUGAACCACCUCUGAAUACCGCUUACCAUGAAAAUCCUAUUCAUAGGGCCACCAUAAGUCAGAAUCAACUUGAAGGCAGUCCAUUUACAUUUUAGUUAGCAUAAUAGUGCUAGAUGGUUGACACAGUCAUUGUACAACUAAGAAAUUACCACCUAAAAGCAACUGCAUAUAUAAAAAUAUUCUUAUCGACUAGAGAAGCACAA
This is a messenger RNA of Rhineura floridana, 9130 nucleotides long. Its product is annotated as zinc finger protein 850-like. The transcript is spliced from 12 exons. Gene Ontology annotation, biological process: regulation of DNA-templated transcription. The record is from RefSeq and is a predicted model, not a curated record. Lineage: Eukaryota; Metazoa; Chordata; Lepidosauria; Squamata; Rhineuridae. The coding region runs from base 283 to 5478 and encodes 1731 amino acids.